This is a messenger RNA of Enterospora canceri, 216 nucleotides long. The record is from the annotation of a GenBank genome assembly. Lineage: Eukaryota; Fungi; Microsporidia; Enterocytozoonidae.
AUGAUAGAUAUGCUAACCACUAAUGAUUCAAUUUCCCUUUCAGGUAUUCUAAGAGAAUACAAGCUUAAAAGUCGAACGAUUGUGUUUGAAAGAAUAAUCAGGUAUCCAAGGCAUAGUGCUGUAAGUCUGUUCCUCCUUCGAUAUGCAUCAAUUAAUUUUGGGUUUCUUGUUAAUGUUGAAAUGUAUCCUGUUGAUACAAAUCCAAUUCUUUUGUAG